Sphenostylis stenocarpa is the source of this 552-nucleotide messenger RNA. NCBI's taxonomy places the organism in Eukaryota, Viridiplantae, Streptophyta, Magnoliopsida, Fabales, Fabaceae. The record is from the annotation of a GenBank genome assembly.
AUGGUUUCUAUGGCGGAGGAAGAAGAGAACGGAGUGUCGAUUCAACUCGAAUUCCCGAAGGGUCGCGUGAAGAAGAUUAUGACGCUGGACAAGGAUAUAAAGAGAGUGAGUUCAGAAGCGUUGUUCCUGGUGUCGCGAUCCACGGAGUUAUUCCUCCAAUUUCUGGCUGAAAAAUCUGCGAACGUUGCGAUUGAGAAGAAACGGAAGACCGUUAAUCUCGAACACGUGAGAAUGGCCGUAAAGAGGCACCAGCCAACCAGGGAUUUUCUCCUCGAUGAGCUUCCGCCGCCGUCUCAGCCCGCCAAGCCCGAUAAAUCCACUCAGCCCGUGGCUCGCCCCAAACAUGAUGCCCCUCCGCCUGGUACUCGCCGCAUCGAUCAAUUUUUUCGAAAGCCAGAUCCUCAAAACCCAGCCGAAUCGCCUGAAAAUCCUGGCCAAGCCCAAUCGCCUGAAAUAUCAGCCCAAGCCCAAUAUCCUGACAUUCCAGCUCUAGUCCAAUCGCCUGAAAUUCUAGCGCAAGCUCAAUCGCCAGUACCCGUAGAUGAGUCUUAG